AUGGCUGUGGCUGGGGGCUGUGGUCCAAGGGGGGGGAGGCUGGCCCCUGUGCCGGAAGCGACGGGCUGUGCCGAAGCAGGGCCUGGCUCACCCUCAGCAGUGGGGACAGGGGGUGGCGGAGAAGGAGCAGUGAUGGAGGCCCCCGGCUUUUGGUGGCUGCUGCUGCUGCUGCCAGAUCUCCUGUUCGCAGGCAUCAGAAGUAAUCCAGCAGAGAAUCCACCUGUCCAGGUGAAUGGAAUCCUGGGGGGAUCCGCCUCUUUUCCUCUCAAGUUACUUGCAACAACAACAGUGGCCAGGAUUCAGUGGUCUUUGCGAGUGGGAUCUGGUCCAGAAAAGGUGAUUGCUGAAUUGAAGGAUGGAAGACUGGAGUGGCAGGAUACCAGGGAGAGGUUUGGGCAGCAGCUGGAGAUGGUGGAUGGGACCACGCUAAGGAUCAGGGCCCUGGAGAAGGAGGACAGCUGUACAUUGGAUGUUCGAGUUGUGUUUGUCUCUGGAGAGGUUCUCAGGCAGACCUUCCGCCUCUCUGUCUUUGAGCCUGUCCCAGAUCCAGAGAUACGCCCCCACCUGGUCUCCAGGAGAGCAGAGGUGUGCAACGUGACCCUGCAUUGCCUGGGGUCUGAAAAGGGGGGAAUUGAGGUCUCCUGGAAAAGGGGGAACUCUUCUGAUCAGCCGGGUGUCCUAGAAGAAGGUUCGGACACAGAUCUCCACGUCUCCUGGCAGCCCGACUCCCUGGACUCCACCUUCACCUGCCUGCUCAGCAACCCCAUCGAUCGGAAGAGUGCCUCGUUGGACUUGGCCAGCAUCUGCCGGAGUGAAGGAGUCAGCGGGUGCCUCUCCUGGGCGAGGGUGGCCAUGCUGGUCGGGGUCUUGGUGCAGAUCCUCACCGUCGCCUCCUUGAACGUGCUGGAAAGAAUCGGGCGGAAACACAACUGA
Molecule: messenger RNA, 933 nt
Organism: Sphaerodactylus townsendi
Lineage: Eukaryota; Metazoa; Chordata; Lepidosauria; Squamata; Sphaerodactylidae
Product: SLAM family member 9-like
Exons: 4
Coding region: 1-933 (310 amino acids)
Source: RefSeq, a predicted model, not a curated record